AAUUAUGUAUAUAAUUAUAGUUUAUAGCUGUUAUUACCCCCUGGUGCCCCUUUCAAAGAAUUUCAUCCGCGUGGUUAUUCCAGCCUCACUUUGGUUCAUUGUACAUGACGUCUCAGAUUUCAAAACCUCUUUGUUUCUUUCAUGUGCAGAGCAUAGUUCUCGUUUGAAAAUUUAUAUUGAGAAUUUCAUCAACUGUAUUUAUUCAACUUAAAUUUGGAUUUGACGUUUAUAACGUAAUUGCAGUUUAUUUCGACAUACAACGAAGUAUGUGCUUGCAAGUCUAGAAAGAAACUUUUUGUAUAUUUGGAUUUAUCAUGGCCUCCAGACGUGCAAGGACCAGAAGCCAUAUUGACAAUUCUAAUCCCGCCAAUUGGACAAGUUCACAAUUAAAGGAUGCGUUAAAGGAAUUGGGCAUUAACAUUUCGAUUCAAUUGAGUAAUAGUGCGCUCAGAAAAUUGUAUUUAGACAAUGUAGACAAUAGGAGAAACGUGCAAAAUGUCGUCCAAAAUAGUGCCAACUCGUCGGACAAUCCAACUAUUUUCGUUGCAAAUAAUAGAUCUGUAAACAAUUCAACUGAGGAAAAUAUUACAACAAACGAUGAUUCUAAUCGUGUUUUAGAAGACAGUGUUAUUUCGACAAAUUCAAAUUCUGCUUCAAAUUCAUCGCCGCGGAUUAAUCUGGACAUAAAUACUCCGACGUCUGCGCAUGUGCAAGAGACAGCUUCCGCCCAAGUGAACAACAUGUUGUUGAUAAACACAAUAGAACUUUGUCAACAAACUUUGAAACAAGUUAAUAGUAGACAGAGUAUGCUGCAAGAGACAAUGCCAUCUUUCAAUUUACAGUCCGCUAUGGCGGCAUCCUUCAUGCCUCAUUCCACAUCAACCCAAAUGACCGAACCGGCCCUGUCAACAAACUGUUUCAUCCAAAUUGGUCAAAACGACUCGUACAGAAUGCCAGUAUAUUCGGUUAAAUCGUUUGGUGUGCCGGCUUCAUCAAUCAGCGACACAGACAUGAUUUCACCGGAAAUCAGGCAGAAUAUCAUUACAGGUACACAAAUUCCGGGAAUUGGCCCCAGAAGCCGAGAUGAAUCCAACACCUUGUCCGCCACUGUCCGAAAUCCUUUGGACUGCACAAUAGACAGUUUGUGGAAAUAUUCACUCUCCAAUAACACAACUAGUGUAUAUAGGACAGGAAUCGAACUUUAUAAUAGAUUUCUUUUGUUAGAUGGAUUGACUUGGAAUAAAGACAGUCUCCCACCUGUGUCUGAAACCUUGCUUAUGCGCUUCGUAGCAUAUUGUGCUGAACACAAACAAUUAUGUCAUUCUACAAUUAAAUUAUAUUUAUGUGGCAUAAGGUUUCAUUUUUUAAAGUAUGGAGGUUUUAAUCCAUUAAUAAGUUUCGGAAAGCCUCUUGAGUGUCUUAAAACAAUUUUAAUUGGUUUAAAGAAAAAACAAGGGUCUACUGUCAAACGAAAACGUUUACCUAUUACUAUGUCUAUUUUGUCAAAAAUGUGUAAAUUACUACAUACAUGUAUUUUUGGUAAUUUUAAUAGUAUUAUGUUAGAGGCUGCCUGUACAACAGCCUUUUUUGGUUUUUUAAGAUGUGGUGAAUUCACUGUAAUGAAUCAGUUUGAUCCUGAAUGUAACUUAUGUUGCAGUGAUUUGCAAAUCACUGCUGACUGUAUUUUUGUAACUCUUAAAAAGUCUAAAACUGAUCCUUUCAGACAAGGAAUUACUAUUCCACUUUACAAAACAGGUUGUUCAAUUUGUCCUGUUUUAUCGAUAUUGAAAUACAAUCAGUUGAGGCAGUCUGUGUACUCCUCUAAUACAGAGGCUUUUUUCAUCUCCGAAGAUAUGAAACCUUUAAACAGAAAAUUUUUCAUUUCACAUGUCAAAAUGUUACUAGACAAAUUAGGCUUAUCUUGUGAUUCCUACAAUGGACACUCCUUUAGAAUUGGUGCAGCUACAUCUGCUCAAGAAGCCCGUCUUGAAGAUCAUUUAAUUCAAACACUUGGUAGAUGGUUAUCUAAUUGUUAUACAAGAUAUAUUCAUACUUCUCUCAAUGUUCUUAAGAAUGCUCAAAAACAAUUAGCUGAGACAGACAGAAGUUAGGAUAAAUUGUACUGGCAACAAAGGUUCCCCAUUCCACUUGGAGGCUACAGCUGCUUCACACCUGUAUUUGGCCAAUUCGAUACAAUUUCUACACAUUAGCCUUUGUAUCUCAUCCCCCAAGUUUUAAAUUUUAUAUCUAUAUGAAAAGGGGGAUAACUCAAUUUUAAUUUCAAAAGUGUCAAACAGCUGUUAGUCCCCAGUUU
Messenger RNA from Mytilus trossulus (common blue mussel), 2314 nucleotides. RefSeq lists its product as uncharacterized. The transcript has 2 exons. Gene Ontology annotation, molecular function: DNA binding. Gene Ontology annotation, biological process: DNA recombination; DNA integration. The coding region runs from base 315 to 2111 and encodes 598 amino acids. NCBI's taxonomy places the organism in Eukaryota, Metazoa, Mollusca, Bivalvia, Mytilida, Mytilidae. The record is from RefSeq and is a predicted model, not a curated record.